This is a messenger RNA of Tribolium madens (black flour beetle), 5732 nucleotides long. RefSeq names its product serine/threonine-protein phosphatase 6 regulatory ankyrin repeat subunit A (gene nompC). NCBI's taxonomy places the organism in Eukaryota, Metazoa, Arthropoda, Insecta, Coleoptera, Tenebrionidae. Gene Ontology annotation, cellular component: membrane; glycosylphosphatidylinositol-N-acetylglucosaminyltransferase (GPI-GnT) complex. The transcript is spliced from 16 exons. Gene Ontology annotation, molecular function: protein binding; calcium channel activity. Gene Ontology annotation, biological process: calcium ion transmembrane transport; GPI anchor biosynthetic process. Bases 279 to 5501 code for a protein of 1740 amino acids. The record is from RefSeq and is a predicted model, not a curated record.
AGAUAUAGUGGUGACUUGUAGUCAAGCGCCGAUUAAUCGGAAACAAUAACACUAUCGUGCCGUGUUAAUUUAACGAAAUGUUGUCUUCGGGAGACAUAAUUUCCAAAUGUUUGCAAAUAAUUGUUUCAUUCCUCAUUAAAAAAAUUAACAGAAGGAAGAAGUAGAGGUGACAGACUAUUCAUGAACAAUUAUGUUGAUAGUGAAUUCUUUAGUUAAGGAAAUUAAAAGUUGUUUUUUUCUUUGGAAAUUUUUGAAAAUUAUCAUGAUCACAUAACGCUAUGUCGCAGCCUGCUGGAAAAAAGGGGGGCGGGAAGGGUCCCCCCAAGGAUAAGAAUGAUGACAACAAAGACCAAAAUAACAAAGCUGCCAAAGACAGUAAAGAGAAGGACAAAGAUGAGACCACCAGCAAUCCCGAAGGCGACGACACCCCCAGUUCCAAACCCCAAAGUGCCGGUGCCAAUGUUCGAGAUGCCGCCCAGCGAAUUCUCGUUCUUUGCCAAAAGGGCGAAUGGGCCCCUGUGGACCAAGUCCUCAAAUCCAUCGAGAAAUCCAUCGCUGCAGCUGGAGACGACGCCAACACCGUCCCCCUUGCUGGUGUUGCCGACCUAGCGACCGGCAUGACACCUCUCAUGUACGCCGUGAAAGACAACAGGACGUCCCUUCUUGAUAAACUCAUCGACUUGGGAUCGGAUGUCGGCGCUAGAAACAAUGACAAUUACAAUGUCCUUCAUAUAUCAGCGAUGUUUUCACGAGAGGACGUGGUCAAGUUAUUACUGACCAAAAGAGGAGUCGAUCCAUAUUCAACUGGUGGCAGUCGCAAUCAAACUGCUGUACAUCUGGUGGCGUCGCGACAAACAGGAACGGCAACGGCAAUCCUGCGAGCCUUGCUGCAAGCUGCGGGAAAAGACAUCAGAUUAAAACCGGAUGGGCGGGGCAAAAUCCCUCUCCUCCUGGCCGUAGAGGCCGGCAACCAGUCAAUGUGCAGAGAACUGCUAAGCGCCCAAACGGCCGAGCAAUUGAAAGCAGCCGCCGCCAAUGGAGACACCGCUCUCCAUUUGGCCGUACGCCGAAAGGAUAUCGACAUGGUCCGAAUUCUGGUGGACUAUGGCACCAGCGUAGACAUCCGCAAUGGCGAAGGCCAAACCCCCCUUCACAUAGCAGCAGCUGAAGGAGAUGAAGCUCUAGUGAAAUACUUCUACGGCGUUCGUGCUUCAGCCAGCGUCACCGACAACCAAGACCGGACUCCCAUGCAUUUGGCCGCCGAAAACGGCCACGCCAACAUAAUCGAACUCCUCGCCGAUAAAUUCAAAGCUAGCAUUUUUGAAAGGACAAAGGAUGGCUCGACUCUUAUGCAUAUCGCGUCUCUUAACGGUCAUGCAGAUUGCGCUGCUAUGCUAUUCAAAAAGGGUGUCUACCUUCAUAUGCCAAACAAGGACGGGGCUAGAAGUAUUCAUACUGCUGCAAGGUAUGGCCAUGUUGGUAUAAUCAAUACACUUCUCCAAAAAGGCGAAAAGGUUGAUGUGACAACUAAUGAAAAUUACACAGCACUUCAUAUAGCUGUUGAAUCGGCCAAACCAGCAGUGGUAGAAACACUGCUGGGUUAUGGAGCGGAUGUCCAUGUCAGAGGAGGGAAAUUAAAAGAAACAGCUCUACACAUAGCAGCACGAGUUAAAGAUGGUGAUCGAUGCGCCUUAAUGCUUCUAAAAUCAGGCGCUGGUCCAAAUCUGACAACACAUGAUGGCCAAACUCCAGUUCACGUUGCGGCCCAAUAUGGCAACUUACAAACUCUUCUACUUCUUCUCGAAGAUGGGGGCGACCCCCAAUUCAAGAAUAAAGCUGGAGAAACAGCUUUACAUUUAGCAAGCAGGGGUUGCAGACCCGACGUUGUCCAACACUUAAUCAACUAUUUGAAAGAACACAAAGGAGAUGAAGUUGCCGCAAGUUACAUCAACGAAAUUAGCGAGCAUGACGAAAGUGCUUUACAUUACGUCUCAGCUGUGAAAAAGGAGGACGUUGAAGUCGAGUUUGCUGAUAAGGAAGUAGUCAAACUAUUAUUAGAAAAUGGUGCCGAUGUAAAACUACAAACGAAACAACAUGAAACGGCUUUUCACUACGUUGCCAAGGCUGGUAAUAACGAUGUUUUGAUGGAAAUGAUUGCUCAUAUGUCUCCAAAUGAAGUUCAAAAGGCUCUAAAUAAACAAAAUUUGACCGGAUGGACACCACUUCUGAUAGCGUCCCAUAAAGGUCAUCAAGAAAUGGUCAAUAAUCUUUUAACAAACCAUGCCAGAGUCGAUGUCUUUGAUAAUGAAGGCCGUUCAGCACUACAUUUAGCAGCAGAGCAUGGGUACCUCCAAGUCUGUGAUUUCCUCCUUUCGAACAAAGCUUUUAUCAAUUCCAAAUCGAGAAACGGCAGGACUGCUCUCCACUUAGCUGCUAUGAAUGGUUACAUCCAUUUGGUCAAAUUUUUGAUCAAAGACCAUAACGCGGUUAUCGAUAUCCUCACACUGAAAAAACAAACUCCUCUUCACUUAGCAGCAGCAGCCGGUCAGAUUGAAGUCUGCCGCCUGUUACUAGAACUCGGGGCUGAUAUAGAUGCCACAGAUGAGCAAGGCCAAAAGCCCAUUCAUGCCGCAUGUCAAAACAACUUUUCCGAAGUCGCUAAAUUAUUUCUACAACAGCACCCAAGUCUUGUCAUGGCUACCACCAAAAAUGGUAACACAUGUGCUCACAUUGCUGCCGCCCAAGGGAGCGUAACCGUGAUUGAAGAACUCAUGAAAUUCGACCGACAAGGAGUCAUAUCUGCGAGAAACAAACUAACAGAUGCAACUCCUCUUCAGAUUGCUGCCGAAGGUGGUCAUGCGGAAGUCGUCAAAGCAUUAGUCCGUUCUGGAGCUUCAGUGACCGAUGAAAAUAAGGAAGGAUUUACAGCUGUGCAUUUGGCCGCUCAAAAUGGACACGGACAAGUGUUGGAAGUGUUGCGGUCUUCAAACACGUUGAGAGUCACUAGUAAAAAAUUAGGGGUCACUCCGCUACACGUGGCGGCUUAUUUUGGUCAAGCUGAUACAGUAAGAGAGUUGCUGACCCAUGUUCCUGGGACCGUCAAGUCGGAACCACCCAAUGGCGCGUCUCUAGUGCCAGCACUGGGCAAUGAGUCAGGAAUGACGCCCUUACAUUUGGCUUCUUUCUCCGGGAAUGAAAAUGUCGUCAGGUUAUUAUUGAAUAGCGCGGGGGUGCAAGUGGACGCCGCCACACACGAAAAUGGCUACAACCCUAUGCACUUGGCUUGCUUUGGGGGCCACGUGACCGUUGUGGGUCUCCUCCUCAGCCGUUCGGCCGAAUUGUUGCAAAGUCACGACAAGCACGGUAAAACCGGCCUUCACAUUGCCGCCACCCAUGGCCAUUAUCAGAUGGUGGAGGUGUUGUUAGGUCAAGGUGCGGAGAUCAACGCACCUGAUAAGAACGGCUGGACGCCUUUACAUUGCGCGUCCAGAGCUGGAUGUUUUGAUGUUGUUAAGUUGUUGACGGAGUCUGGGGCUUCGCCCAAAUCGGAAACUAAUCUCGGAGCUGUUCCGAUUUGGUUUGCGGCUUCGGAGGGCCAUCACGAUGUUUUGGAGUAUUUGAUGACCAAAGAACAUGACACUUAUGCUCUCAUGGAAGACCGGCGGUUUGUCUACAACUUGAUGGUGUGCUCCAAAAACCACAACAAUAAACCGAUCGAAGAGUUUAUCCUAGUUUCACCCGCACCUGUUGAUACAGCCGCUAAGUUAUCAAACAUUCUAAUCGUCUUAUCAGGGAAAGAAAAAGAAAGAGCGAAAGACUUAAUCUCUGCUGGAAAAUUCUGUGAAGCUAUGGCCACCGAACUGUUGGCCCUAGCAGCAGGGGCUGAUUCCGCUGGUAAAAUCCUGACGGCAACUGACCGACGAAACGUUGAAUUCCUCGAUGUUUUGAUCGAAAACGAACAAAAAGAAGUCAUCGCACAUACAGUAGUCCAGCGUUACCUCCAGGAACUCUGGAGAGGUGCCCUCAACUGGGCGGCGUGGCGUACGCUCCUUCUUUUUGUGUUGUUCAUAAUUUGUCCUCCGGUUUGGAUCGCCUUUACUCUUCCCUUAGGCCACAAAUAUUACAAAGUGCCGAUUAUAAAAUUUAUGUCAUAUCUCACAUCCCACAUUUACUUGAUGUUAUUUUUGUUGAUUGUGGGUAUAACACCACCGUACGCGGUCGUGAGGAAAAACUUGCUGCCAUAUUCGUACGAAUGGAUACUUUUAGUUUGGCUCAGUGGACUCCUUUUGUUUGAAUUGACAAAUCCGAGUGAUAAAUCGGGUUUAGGUUGGAUUAAAGUUUCUGUUUUGUUGUUUAGUAUUUUUGGGGUUGGGGUGCAUUUGAUGGGGAUUUUGUUUAUUGACCGAAACUAUUGGCCCACGUUGAUGUAUUGUAGGAAUCAGUUGUUUGCUUUAUCGUUUGUGUUAGCUUGCGUGCAAAUUCUGGACUUUUUAUCAUUUCACCAUCUGUUUGGGCCUUGGGCUAUUAUCAUAGGUAAUUUAAUGAAGGACUUGGCGAGGUUCUUGGCUGUGUUGGCGAUUUUUGUGUUUGGAUUCUCGAUGCAGUUUGUCGCUUUGAAUCAACCGUUCAAGAAUGGAGAGCUCAAUCCGCGCCGAGGGAAAUAUUUCGUUGACGAACAGGAAUCGUUGGUGGAGGAGGCGGAAUGGAUUGAGCCUAUUCCGGAGGAAAGCCCUGUUGGGAGGGCAUCUCUGCGUAAAAAGCGUCCUCCGCCUAUGGUAAUGAACCCGCUACUAGCGUUCGAGCUGUUGUUUUUCGCCGUUUUCGGCAUGACAACCUACGAUGAGUUGACUGCAAAGGAUAGGUCCGAUCCAAAACGUUUGCUGCGACCGACUUGGACGGACAACCUCUUCAAGGUGGUUUUUGGGAUCUACAUGUUGGUGUCCGUCGUCGUAUUGAUAAAUCUUCUAAUUGCCAUGAUGUCUGAUACAUACCAGCGCAUUCAGGCGCAAUCCGAUAUUGAAUGGAAAUUCGGACUGAGUAAACUCAUUCGAUCCAUGCAUCGAACCACAACUGCACCAAGUCCCAUCAACUUAAUAACAACGUGGUUGUUUUACUUGGUCAACAUUUGCAAGAAGAGAGUUAAAGCCAGAAAGCGUCAAAGUUUGGUCCAUCUCAUGGGAAGCUUCCAACGCCCUCAACAACUAAGUCCUAGAUCCAAAGCAGGUGCCAAAUGGUUGUCGAAGGUGAAAAAAGGAAGUCAAGUAGCUCCGAAGGAAUCCGUUGCUCUUUCAGUUGCCCACCUCAGUCCCUUAGGGUCACAAUUAAGCUUCACGGCUCAUACUACAAGAAUCGAACAUGUAACAGAUUGGGAGGCCAUCGCUAAAAAAUAUAGGGCCCUGAUGGGUGAAGUUGAUGAAGUGAAAGAACAAAAUGCUGAUGAAGAAAAUGAAAGUGAUGAAGAUGCAGUGCAAGCUUCCAAUAGUGUACAACCAGUGACAUAAAAUGACCAAAAUUAUCCACUUAGAGUAAUAGAAAGGAAAUUGUUGGUAAUUUUAUUAAAAAUGUAGGAUUUUUAUACUCCAUCAUUUCGUAAUGCUUGUAGUAGGAAUAAUAGCAGAAAAAUAGAAGUAAUCAAGUUAUUUGUAUCCAAAAUGAUUAGAUAUUUAAGUAGAGAUUGUUUAGUGUAUGCCGUAAUAAUAAUGUAGCUAUUUAUUUUUUAAAUAAAUUCGUAA